Molecule: messenger RNA, 720 nt
Organism: Orbilia oligospora ATCC 24927
Lineage: Eukaryota; Fungi; Ascomycota; Orbiliomycetes; Orbiliales; Orbiliaceae
Exons: 1
Coding region: 1-720 (239 amino acids)
Source: RefSeq, a predicted model, not a curated record
AUGUCGAUAGCUCCCCUGAUACCAGUGAGCUCUCGAAGCACCGUAGGGGACGAUUUUAUAUCGAAAACUGGGUCUGUGAGCUUUUUGUUUGACUACACGCUUGACUUUGGGCUGGAACGCACCAUUGUUAUCUCUCGACUUCGAGAGCCAUCUGAAAUACCAAGGCCUGCGGAUUAUAUGGAGUUGCUACCAGUCGCUUACUACCUUUCGGUUGAUCCGAGAUUCAGGUCCGUCUUGUUGACACCGACGUACGAGACGAUUGCAGCGGUAUCCUUCGUUUCUUUCCCAAAACCAACUUUAGAGUUUCAGGAGCCAUCGGAUAUCCUCUCCUCUAGAAAUCCUGGUUUUGGCACAACAAGAAAGUUUUCAGGAAAAUCUAAGGGGCACAAAAUACGAUUUUCUGGUGAUCGCGGCGCCACUAUCACUUGGGAACGUCGAGUAGAUGAAGACGUCUUUGAUUUAUGGGUAUCCGACGGGUUGGUGGAGUCAUCAUCACCAGCCCCACGAUCGCAAACUCGGAGAGUAGGAAACAUGAGAAGGACUUCGACCCUUGAUUCAAAAAGGAUUGUGCUUGAGGCAAAUACCAGAUAUAUCGGAGAAGUGGCAAUGCUAGCAUCUGCGCUUGCCGUGCUCAAGAGGGAUGCUUUGGAGGAGAAACGCCGGAAGAAGCCCACCAAAACAAGAAGGGUGUCUCUGCCAUUUGUUUCGGCAUCUGCGUAG